AUGUCGGCUUUUCUUUCAUCCCAAGACCCGAGCUCUCCAAACAUGGUUGUGUUGUUUACGAGGAGUGAGUGCUGCAGCAUGCUCUUUUUAGCAGCUCUUGAAUGGGCAGAAUCAAGAUGCAGAAAGACAUACUACAUAAGAAGAAACAGAUUUGAGAGGUACACUUACUUACUUAGAUACUUAGAUGGCCCGUCUUCACUGGACGUGCGGGCCCCAGCAUCUCUUCCACUCGCUUCGUUCUCUCGCCAUUGUCAUCUUUUAGCAUCUCUUGUGAUCCAUUCUAGCGUUCUUUUAGUCCAUCUAUCGUCGAUUCUUCUCAUAAUGUGA
Necator americanus (New World hookworm) is the source of this 327-nucleotide messenger RNA. RefSeq lists its product as uncharacterized. The transcript has a single exon. NCBI's taxonomy places the organism in Eukaryota, Metazoa, Nematoda, Chromadorea, Rhabditida, Ancylostomatidae. The record is from RefSeq and is a predicted model, not a curated record. Bases 1 to 327 code for a protein of 108 amino acids.